AUGAGGCCCGGUGCGAUCAAGCAGCGCGAUGUAGCGCCCGUGCAGACGUUUGCCAAGGCCGCUGCCAAGUGCUCUGCCGAGGCGCGUAUCUACGGCCAGUGCGUCACGGCCAACUACGAGAAUAUCGAGCGCAACAUGUGCUCAAAGGAGUUCCUCGCUUUCAAGGCGUGCGUUCAGCAAAAGCUCGGCCGCAAGUGGUGA
Messenger RNA from Moesziomyces antarcticus, 201 nucleotides. RefSeq lists its product as uncharacterized. The transcript is spliced from 3 exons. Gene Ontology annotation, biological process: mitochondrial respiratory chain complex I assembly. The coding region runs from base 1 to 201 and encodes 66 amino acids. The record is from RefSeq and is a predicted model, not a curated record. Lineage: Eukaryota; Fungi; Basidiomycota; Ustilaginomycetes; Ustilaginales; Ustilaginaceae. Gene Ontology annotation, cellular component: mitochondrion.